AUGGACGUGGAGUAUGGAGGUUCGAGGAGCUUCAGCGCAUACAUGCAGCGAAAGGAGGAACAAACACCACUGAGUUACAACAAAAAAUAUAGCGCAGAGAUAGAGCAAGCGGAAGAAAAAUAUAAGAAGGAUAACCGGGAAGAUUCGAGGAGCAUCCGCCCGCUGUUUACCAACUGUAAUUUCUACAUUGACGAUUUUGUAAGUCUCUACUCAAUUUACAACACGUGUGAUAAGGACCAUAACAAGGAUGAAGAGGGGGAGGGGGAAAGGGAAACGGACAGGGAGAGCCCUUCCCAGAGGACAACUCUGCACAAGGGCGAGGAGGAACACAAAGUGGACCCCCACAACGAAUGGAAUAAUUUCACGAACCAUGUGGAGGACAAAACAGUAGAUAGGUACUACAGCAACCUGAACAGUCAGGUGAAUUGUAGUACGCCCUAUAACAAGGGCGACUUGAAUGGUGAGAAUAAUUAUGCUAAUUUUUGGGGUAGUGACUUUGAAGGGACAAAAUUGACCAAGCUGCAGGAUCGCCCCAUGGAUGAAGCAGACGUGAGUUUAGACAGGACCCCAACAAAAAGCACCCACUACGAUUUGGCACAAACUUCGGAAAAUAAUCCUACAAGUAGGGAAAUAAACAAAUUUGAUACCUUCGUGAAAAGGUACGAAACAGUGCAGACGAGCAAGCGAAAUGUCCAAGCUUCCUACAUUAACAAAAAAGAACAGAUAGAAAUAAUGAUUGUACAAAAUGGGGGCGUUUUACAUAAUGCCUUAACAAGCAAAGUGACUCACAUAAUUAGCAACAAUAUGGCAUUAGGAUCAAAGAAAUACAUGGAUUAUAAAAAGGCAGUUAAAAAGUCGAAAAUUUUUAUAGUGGUAGAUAAGUACAUUUUCGAUUGCGUCAAAUUUCAGUGCAGAUUUCCCGAACAGUCCUACUUACCUUCACUGCUACGUUAUAACAGUAGACAAAUAACUGAAUUUUUUCCCUUCAAGAAGAGGAGGAAAUGCACCAUUGGGGAGGUGCCUUCGUUAGAUGCUUCCAAUAUGCGUACACAAAAUUGUACCCCCCUUUCGGAUAACCACCAGGAGCGAAACGACUCUACACUGGCAGAUUCUCCGGAGAAGGGUCUAAUGGGUGAUGACUCCAUUUCAGGGAAGACACUGAGGGACCGCAUACCCAUCGAUAAACACCUGCUAAUGCUAAACAUGCAAAUGAGUUAUGAAAAUUUAAAGAAGUAUCUCGUGUGUAAUUCCUCUGAGUACUUCAAAAGGCUGCGCGUAAUUUACCAGAAGAAGGAGUUAGAGGAAAACGCCUUCCCCAAUGUGGGUCCCAAUUUGUACAUUAACAGGAACACGUUUGAAGACUUCUCGAGGAAGCAUAGAAUAUGGAGUCACCUAAGUGAAGAGGAAAUUAACUGGAUAAAAAAAAAGAGCCAGCUGAAUAUAAAUAUAAAGAACGUAUGGGAAAAUGACAUGAUUCAUCUUUUUUUCGACAUUGUGUUGAGGGGGAAGGAUAAUGAGGAAGUGGGUGCUCCGGUAGGGUGUAGAGCACGUGGGGAGGAGCAAACCGAGCGGUUGCCCUGUAAAAGUGAGGAUGUUAGCAGUGCAGGAGGAAGUGCAAAUGGCCAUAACAACCCCGUCGGUGGAGGAUGCCCCUCGGAAAAACUAAUCGAUAGCGUGAACGCCUACCUACACAAGUCCAGACUUUACAUCCUGGGAAACUGGAAAUACAUAAGUCGUGAGUUUUUUAAAUUUGAAGACAUAAAUGAGAAGGACAAGCGCAAGUGCGUCUACCUCUACAUUGACUUCGACAACUAUUUCCUAAGUGCAAGUGUCAAGAGCGCAUGUGAGCAGUAUGGUAAGAACAAAAAAAUAGGAAACAACGAAAUAUUAUGUGUAUGUCACAGCUUGAAGAAGGAAGAAAGUUAUAGUAUUAUAAGUGCUACCAACUAUUGGGGGAAGAAAAAUAAAAUCCUCAAGGGGAUGGUCAAAUGGGAAGUCACAAAUAUGCAUAAAGAAAACAUACAUUUUGUGAAGUAUGAUUUUUCCAACAUUUUAAGGUGCAGUUAUUUGUUCCUACUCGUCCUGAUUAACUACUCAAAAAAUGUAAGGGUACUAUCAGUCGAUGAAUCCAUCGUCCAAUUAUUUUACGAAAAGGAGGAAGACAUGUUUCUAACGGCUAAACAGAUAGCGGAAGAUAUUUACAACUUAACCAACCUUAGUGUGUCUAUAGGAAUUUCUUCCAACUUGCCAAUGUCUAGGAAAGCUCUAAAGUUUUGCAAAAAACGGUUUUUAUUUUUUGAUUAUUACCAUCAUUUUUGUAUAUUCAUUAUGGGGAAGUAUUUCCUCGGGGGGGGAACAAAGGGCGACAUAAACCGUGAGGAAAAUCUACACAGUGUCACUUCGGAACGUAAUUUUAAUAAUGGAGGGGCACAUACCGGACGGGGGGAUGAUCUAGUGAAGGAAGAGAAUUACACCACUGAGGGACACCAAGCCCAGAAUGCCCCAUUCAAGUGGGAAAAUUUGGAAAAUCUGUUCGAUGAGUAUAUCGCCUCGGCAGGCAACCAGGUUAAUGCAACUUCUGAUGCGGCCACCUGCAACCUUUCCGAUGCGUACUUCCUCAACGCCAUGAAGGAGAAAAGGGAUCCACGGGUGGACUCCAUUUUUAACAAAUUCGUCCAAGCGAAUCGAGCCAACUUGGAACACAUAACGAACACCUUCUUCGACCGGGUCAUCCACCCGAUAAGUAAAUUUUUUUUUUUCUACAAAAAGAAGGAACACUACUUGGACGUAUUAAGACAGUUAAAUUAUUUAAGUGGUCAGUUUAUUCAUUUCAACAUUUAUCAUUUGCCUGUGGAUGAGAAAGCGCCUUUCUUGCCUGUCUUACCUGUCUUACCUGUCCUACCAUGUGAUGACCUCUCGGAAGACCUUUUAAAAAAAUUAAAAAAAAAAGACAAUGACCGAAUGGAAGGAAAAAAGAGCAUAAAUAUAAGCGUGAACUAUGGAGUACGCUUCCAAAACAUUAACGAUUUUUAUUUUCUCAUUUAUUUUAUGACAAAACAGUUGUAUAUAAGACUACGGAUUAAUAAGCUCAAAGCGAAGAGUUUACAUGUGCAUUAUUUUCUCACGGAGGAAGAAGAAAAUGUGGAUCCGCUGAAAUAUUUGGGAAGGGGAAGGGUCGGCAGGGUGAGCAGCAGAAUUAAUUUGAGCCAUUACACGGACAGUUUUUUUGUAUAUUUUUUCAAAGUUAUUUACACUUUUGAUGCCUUGGCUAGCAGCUUGAGAGACCUCAGGGGCGUCCAAAUUGUUUGCUCCGACGUUGUUAGCGCCGACGCGAUGCACGCAUUUGGCAGUAGGAGCAUUUUGUUCUACUUCCCCGUGGGGGGGAAGGAAAACAUGAAGAAAGUGCAAGAGGCCAAGCUAGAACCAGCUGAAGGGGUCAAAGCCGUCGAACCCAACAUGCGGGACGAACAAGUUCAUCCCGCCCGGGAGAAGAGGGCAACGCAUGUCCUGCGUCAGCAUCGCUGUGGCCGUGGUGGAAAAUCAAAACCCAGGAACCCCCUCCCCCUGAUGAAUAAAAUCCGCGCGAAAAGCAUCCUUUGCUACUUUUUCAACACGAAAAAGGAGGCAGAGGUGGAGAAGAAGGUCGACAUAUCGAGCGAAAAAUGUGUCCCUUUUUCAUUUAAAAGUGGAGCAAAAAAAAUAAAAAAAAUUAAUAAAAGGAUUAAGAAUAAUGGCAGUGUGAGAAGGACGACGAAACCUUUACCACCCAGUAGCUGCAAAAUGAUCAGGAAAAUAAAAACAACAAAAAAUUAUAAAAUACUCGACUUCUUCCCGAGUAUUUUCUUAAAGCGAGGAAGACAAAGCAGUACCACUACUGGACACAAUGAUCAUAUGACCAAAUGGAUAGACCGAAAUGCGCUAACAAACGACAAGAACAUAUUCGAUAGUAUAAUUAACAAAAGGGUGAAGAAGGAGGUCCAUGUUAAGGAGGAAUCCAAUUGCUGUUACGUUAGUUAUAGGAACAUCCUUCAGGCAGUGAUAGAAAAACAGAAAGGUCUAUCCACCAUGUGUGACAGUCAGUAUGUGUGUGCAAACGAAUCCGUGAAUGAUACCAUUUUUUGCCACUCCAACAUUAUUCUCUCCCUCUAUGCAAUGAAUAGAGAAAGCGAAAAAGGUAUCCUUUACAGCUAUACCAAGGAAAUAAUUUUUUCCUACAUUUCCCAUUUUAACAAUUUAUUCCAAAAUCACAACUGCAGAAAUGAUGUAACCGAUAGGUAUUACCUCCUGAAAUUCGUUGCUGCCGUUGUGGACACCUUAUGUGAGGAGUUGCACCGUAGGAGGCUUCUCGACGUGCUUCACAAAUUUUUGAAAAACUUUAAACAUGUUUGGUGCUUGAGCUGUAGCCAAGAUGGAAGAGAGAAGGGAUCCUUCCCAACGCUAUUUCACCGAAUUAUGGCGAAAUACGGCGUGUGUUAG
Molecule: messenger RNA, 4476 nt
Organism: Plasmodium coatneyi
Lineage: Eukaryota; Apicomplexa; Aconoidasida; Haemosporida; Plasmodiidae
Exons: 1
Coding region: 1-4476 (1491 amino acids)
Biological process (GO): error-free translesion synthesis; error-prone translesion synthesis
Cellular component (GO): nucleus
Molecular function (GO): deoxycytidyl transferase activity; damaged DNA binding; DNA-directed DNA polymerase activity
Source: RefSeq, a predicted model, not a curated record